UGCAACGCCUAUGAAACGCAGACAUACGUGCACGAAUAUAUAAGAUUGUAGGGAACGGGGGCCGGGGGGGAGGCUCUCCUGCCAGGCAGAGGGACGUCACCUUGCCCCAAGGACGCGACGCUCUGACACGGAGGGAAGGAUGCUGCGGCCUCAGCAGGGUACCAGCGUGCAAGGCAGGCGCCAAACAAAUUUUUGCUCUCGGUCACGCGGGAUCGACCUUUGCUUACGGUCUUGUUUGCCCCAAGGUGUUGAAUAUUUGGGGAAACCAAAACUGGUAAAAAAUUUGCAUGACAUUUGCAUGCAAAUGCAAAUUGCUGCGGUGAAAACAGACCCUCGCCUGGGCGCAGGCUGGAGGCGGCUGGGGAAAGCUUGCUGCCCCCAGGCAGGGGUGCGAAGGGCAGGCAGGCAGCACGUGCUGCCUGCAACCUGCAUCCGUCAGCGUGUCCGUCUCUGGCAGGACGGGUCCACCCCGCUGUAGGGUGUGAAAGGAAGCCCGGUACCUCCAGGGAGGCCCCCCCACCCCCCCACCCCGUUCCCCUGCUGAUGGGAACCACCCCAUGCUAGUGCCAUGUCUCUGCAACCUCCCGGGACAGGCCACCCCAUCUCAGAGGGUUUCCCCCCGACUUUCCAACUGCUGACGAGCUCGUGGUGCCUGCAGCAUCCUCUCCCCCCUCGCCGUGCCCCCCGCUCCUGCCGCAUGCAGGCGCGAUGCCCGCACCCCCGAAACUCGCUUUUCCGUGGCUAGGCGCCAGGGCAGGGGAUGGAGGAGCCCCGGGGGAGCUGGCGGGGUGGGAGGGUGGCUGGGUGGGUUCCUCUCCAUCCUCCCAGCCUGAAACUUGAUGCAGCCAGAGAGGCUGAUUGCGAGAUUAAUUGGGCGUUCUCAAAAACCCGACGGUGGGGGGAAAGCGAGCAAGGAGUGCUGCCUGCCUCCCUGCUCGGGUUCACUCCUCCGUGGAGCCGGCAGGCUGGGGAGCUGGAGAGGAGGGAGGCAGCGGCUGGGAGCCGGCAGAGCCAUGACGCCCGCCACGCUCGGGGUGCUCCUGGCCCUGCUGCCUCUCGCCUCGACGCUGCAGAGCCAAGGUACCCGGCGGGGGGGCCGGAUGCCAGAGCCCACCGAGCCCGCCCUGCGCCGCCUGUCCCACUACCUGCUGUCCCACUACCAGAAGGGCACCCGGCCCGUGCGGGACUGGCGAACGACCACCAACGUGGCCAUUGACCUCAUGGUCUACGCCAUCCUCAGUGUGGAUGAGAAGAACCAGGUGCUGACCACCUACAUCUGGUACAGGCAGCACUGGACGGACGAGUUCCUCAGGUGGGACCCGGCACGCUUCGACAACCUGACGCAGAUCUCCCUCCCCGCGGAGAGCAUCUGGGUGCCCGACAUCCUCAUCAACGAGUUCGUGGAUGUCGGAAAGUCCCCGCACGUCCCCUACGUCUAUGUUGGCCACCACGGGGAGGUGCAGAACCUCAAACCCAUCCAGGUGAUGACUGCCUGCAGCCUGGACAUCUACAACUUCCCCUUCGACGUCCAGAACUGCUCGCUCACCUUCACCAGCUGGCUGCACCACAUCCGUGACAUCAACCUCUCGCUGUGGCGGCAGCCAGAGCUGGUCAAGUUCGACCGGAGCGUCUUCAUGAACCAGGGCGAGUGGGAGCUGCUCUACGUCCUCAGCCACUUCCAGGAGUUCAGUGUCAAGAGCAGCGACAGCUAUGCCGAGAUGAAGUUCUACGUAGUCAUCCGGAGACGCCCCCUCUUCUACACCGUCAGCCUGCUGCUCCCCAGCAUCUUCCUGAUGGUUAUGGACAUUGUGGGCUUCUACCUCCCUCCCAACAGUGGCGAGAGGGUCUCUUUCAAGAUCACCCUCCUGCUGGGCUACUCGGUUUUCCUCAUCAUCGUGUCCGACACGCUGCCCGCUACUGCGGUCGGCACUCCCUUGAUAGGCAUCUACUUUGUGGUGUGCAUGGCACUGCUCGUCAUCAGCCUGACGGAGACCAUCCUGAUCGUGCGCUUGGUGCACAAGCAAGACCUGCAGCCCCACGUCCCCGACUGGGUGAGGCGCCUGCUGCUGGAACGAGCCGCCAUCCUGCUCUGCAUCCGGGACAGGAAGAAAUUCAGCCAAAGCAGGACGCAGAGCUCCGACAUCUCCAGGCAGGUGGAGAACAACGACAGCACAGCCAAGCUGAACCACUAUGGCCGCGAGGACCCCCAGGAGCGCGAGGCGGCGGGGGACGCAAUGCCAGCACCGACCUCUGCCGGCCAGGCGGAUGGCUCCCCGGUGACGUGGGAUGUCCUGCGCGAGAUCACCGCCAUCCGCCAGUUCCUGGAGAAACGCGAGGAGUUCCGCGACGUCGCCCGCGAGUGGCUGCAAGUGGGCUACGUCUUGGACGUCCUGCUCUUCCGGGCAUACCUGGUGGCCGUCCUGGCCUACACCGUCACGCUGGGCACCCUCUGGUCGGUGUGGCAGGACGCCUGA
Grus americana (Whooping crane) is the source of this 2474-nucleotide messenger RNA. RefSeq names its product 5-hydroxytryptamine receptor 3A-like. Bases 840 to 2474 code for a protein of 544 amino acids. Gene Ontology annotation, molecular function: neurotransmitter receptor activity; extracellular ligand-gated monoatomic ion channel activity; transmembrane signaling receptor activity. The transcript is spliced from 9 exons. The record is from RefSeq and is a predicted model, not a curated record. Gene Ontology annotation, biological process: signal transduction; nervous system process; monoatomic ion transmembrane transport. Gene Ontology annotation, cellular component: synapse; neuron projection; postsynaptic membrane. NCBI's taxonomy places the organism in Eukaryota, Metazoa, Chordata, Aves, Gruiformes, Gruidae.